Impatiens glandulifera is the source of this 2306-nucleotide messenger RNA. RefSeq names its product sulfate transporter 3.1-like. The record is from RefSeq and is a predicted model, not a curated record. Gene Ontology annotation, cellular component: membrane. Lineage: Eukaryota; Viridiplantae; Streptophyta; Magnoliopsida; Ericales; Balsaminaceae. Gene Ontology annotation, biological process: transmembrane transport. Bases 122 to 2128 code for a protein of 668 amino acids. The transcript has 10 exons. Gene Ontology annotation, molecular function: secondary active sulfate transmembrane transporter activity.
CUCUCAAAAAACUCCCAACCUUCCACAUUUUCUUAGAUCUCAAAAACAAACCAACCAACCAACCGCAUUAUCAUCGAUCACUUAGGUCCUAAACUCCUAGGAACCAACAGCCUAAAGAUCCAUGGGGAAUGUCGGUGACGAAUAUUAUAUGGCGAAGACACCGGACAAGGCGGCCGCGGACUGUGGAACCCACAAGGUUGAAGUCCCACCUUACCGGCCGUUUCUUAUGUCCUUCAAGGACUCAAUGAAGGAGACCUUCUUCCCGGACGAUCCCUUCCGACAGUUCAAGAACCAGUCGAUGUGUCGGAAGUUGGUUCUAGGUCUGCAGUAUUUUCUGCCCAUCUUAGAGUGGGCCCCACGCUACACUUUCGAUUACCUCAAGGCUGACGUUAUCGCUGGAAUCACCAUAGCCAGUCUGGCCAUCCCUCAGGGUAUCAGUUAUGCCAAGCUAGCUAACUUGCCACCUAUUCUAGGCUUGUAUUCGAGCUUUGUACCGCCUUUGGUAUACGCGAUGAUGGGAAGCUCAAAGGACUUGGCAGUUGGGACGGUUGCAGUUGGAUCGCUUCUAACCGCAUCUAUGUUGGGGAGUGUAGUGAAUGCCAAGGAGGAUCCGACCAUUUAUCUCCAUUUGGCUUUCACAGCCACCUUCUUUGCCGGACUUUUUCAAGCUACUUUGGGUAUCUUAAGGUUAGGAUUUAUUGUGGAUUUCCUGUCACAUGCAACAAUAGUAGGGUUCAUGGGAGGGGCAGCAACGGUGGUGUGCUUGCAGCAACUAAAAGGAAUUCUUGGUCUAUCCCAUUUCACACAUGCCACUGAUCUCAUCUCUGUUAUGAAAUCCAUCUUUUCCCAAACCCACAAGUGGAGGUGGGAAAGUGCUGUUCUUGGCUGCUGUUUCCUUUUCUAUCUCCUCCUAGCUAGACACUUUAGUAAGAGAAGACCAAAGCUUUUCUGGAUAUCAGCCAUGGCCCCUUUGACUUCAGUUAUCUUGGGCAGCCUUCUUGUUUAUCUUACUCAUGCUGAAAAUCAUGGUGUUGAAGUUAUAGGAAAACUGAGUAAGGGAUUAAAUCCUCCAUCAAUAACGGACUUAGCAUUCGGGUCCCCUUAUCUUUCCACAGCCAUCAAGACUGGCAUUAUUACUGGAGUUAUUGCCCUAGCUGAAGGUAUUGCAGUGGGAAGAAGCUUUGCCAUGUUUAAAAAUUACCAUAUUGAUGGAAACAAAGAGAUGAUUGCUUUGGGGAUGAUGAACAUAGUUGGUUCAUGCACUUCAUCUUACCUCACUUCAGGGCCAUUUUCAAGAUCUGCGGUGAACUACAACGCCGGUUGCAAGACUGCGGUGUCUAACAUUAUAAUGGCGGUUGCGGUCAUGAUAACUCUCCUUUUCUUGACGCCUCUGUUUUACUACACUCCCCUUGUGGUCUUAUCAGCCAUCAUUAUUUCCGCCAUGCUCGGUCUAAUAGACUAUGAGGCUGCUGUCCAUCUCUGGCACGUUGAUAAGUUCGAUUGUCUCGUCUGCAUUAGCUCAUAUCUCGGUGUUGUCUUUGGUAGUGUCGAGAUUGGUUUAGUCCUGGCUGUUGCAUUGUCUCUACUAAGGGUAAUAUUGUUUGUGGCAAGGCCAAGGACAAUAGAAUUGGGAAAUAUUCCAAAUUCAAUGAUCUACAGAAGUGUUGAUCAGUACCCUAACCAAAACAAAGUUCCAGGGCUUCUAAUUUUGAGGAUUGACGCUCCCAUUUAUUUCGCAAACGCGAGUUACUUGAGAGAAAGGGUUCUUAGGUGGAUCGAUGAUGAAGAGGAUAAAAUAAAACUGUCGGGAGAUACCGCCACCACAUUGCAAUAUGUUGUCUUGGACUUCAGUGCUGUGGGUAAUAUUGAUACAAGUGGGAUAAGCAUGUUGGAAGAAGUUAAGAAAACAUUUGAGAGAAGAGGCCUCAAGCUUGUGUUGGCGAAUCCGGGAGGAGAGGUGAUGAAGAAGUUGAACAAGGCCAAAUUUGUAGAAGAAAUGGGCAAUGAAUGGAUUUUCCUAACUGUAGGAGAAGCGGUUAGGGCUUGUAAUUUCAUGCUUCACUCUUUGAAGUCCAAGGCUACAACUGUUGAUCAUGAUCACCAGCAAUCAUGGACUUGCAACGUUUAGAAGUGGAAACUCGAGAAUAAGGGCAUAUAUGAAAGUUUGAGUCCUCUAGACCAAUUUUUGGUUUCUUUUCGCACUCUUAUGUGGUUCGUGUUAAUGUAUCAUUGUAAUUUCCAAUCGGAUAAUAGGAAGUCACCCAUGACUUUGUUCGAAUUUAUGCAGAGUGUCGUUUAAAAACUUA